Molecule: messenger RNA, 813 nt
Organism: Telopea speciosissima
Lineage: Eukaryota; Viridiplantae; Streptophyta; Magnoliopsida; Proteales; Proteaceae
Product: S-adenosyl-L-methionine:benzoic acid/salicylic acid carboxyl methyltransferase 3-like
Exons: 4
Coding region: 1-813 (270 amino acids)
Biological process (GO): methylation
Molecular function (GO): S-adenosylmethionine-dependent methyltransferase activity
Source: RefSeq, a predicted model, not a curated record
AUGGUCUUUGGAUGGAUAAGUACAACGCAGGAAGCAGAAGCCAGAGGACUCGAACAGAGAAUCUAUUUGCUAAUGGUCUGCAAGACUGGUAUUCCACCAACUUACUUACCUCGAUGUUUAAGGAUAGCAGAUUUGGGUUGCUCAUCAGGGCCCAACACCUUAAUGGUGAUCACAGAGAUCAUUGAGGCUAUCGACGAAACAUGUAAUCAGUUAAAUUGUAAUAUGCCUGAAUUCCAAGUGUUUCCCAACCAUCUUCCAAGUAAUGACUUCAACACCGUUUUCAAGACCUUACCUGCCUUCUAUGAACAACUAAAGAAGGAGAAGGGUGAAAAGUUUGGGCCAUGUUCCAUCUCAGGGUUACCUGGUUCUUUCUAUGAGAGGCUCUUUCCAACCACUACUAUAGACUUCUUUCAUUCCUCUUUUAGCCUUCAUUGGCUCUCUCAGGUUCCUCCAAUAGUUGAGAGUAACAAGGGGAAUGUUUACUUGGCAAACACGACUCCUCCUAGUGUACUCAAAGCAUACUUAGUGCAAUUUCAAAAGGAUUUCUCCCUAUUUCUUAGUUUGCGCUCUAAGGAAAUAACAUCUGGAGGGCGAAUGGUUAUAAUAAUGUUAGGCAGGAGAAGUGAAGAUCCCUUUGGCAAAGAGGGUUACGUUUUGGAGCUCUUAUCUAAGUCACUAAAUGACUUGGUCUCAGAGGGUCUUAUUGAAGAAGCUAAAGUGGAUUCAUUCAAUUUGCCAAUCUAUAUGCCUUCUAGUAAAGAAAUAGAAGGUAUAGUUUGUGCAGAAGGAUCGUUUUAUAUUGAUCAACUAUAA